Messenger RNA from Erpetoichthys calabaricus (reedfish), 889 nucleotides. RefSeq names its product spermatogenesis-associated protein 24-like. The coding region runs from base 187 to 750 and encodes 187 amino acids. Gene Ontology annotation, molecular function: DNA binding. Gene Ontology annotation, cellular component: nucleus; cytoplasm. The record is from RefSeq and is a predicted model, not a curated record. NCBI's taxonomy places the organism in Eukaryota, Metazoa, Chordata, Cladistia, Polypteriformes, Polypteridae. The transcript has 6 exons.
CCGUCUCACUACAGAAAAAAAAGUUUGCGACAGACACACUUUGCGGCAUCAGAAUACGACUGUCAUUUGGAAACCCGGCACUGUCGUUAACGUUACCAAGACGACAACAGCGCAGCGUCUGAAGAAUACAGUUUCUGAUUUGACUGUGGAGAAGCAACUUUCACACUGUCAGAAUUGUUUGGUAAAAUGCACAGUUCAACACUGGUUUAUGAACAGCUGCGAGAUGUCAUUGAAAUACAACAACGUAUCUUGGUCGACUUUAAACAGAAGGAUGAAGAUAGAGAAGAAAUCAUGGUCCCGAGAAAACAGUAUGAAGCAGUGCUGAAACAGCUUGAGGAAGAGAAAUUACGGCAUAAAGAAACUCAAAUUCUCCUUGCCAUGGAAAAUGAAAAGUCAGAGUUUGCAUCUGGUGAAACUGAAGUUCUGAAAAAACAGCUACAAAAAGAAAGAGAGUCAUUUGAGAAAACACUUACCAUUGUUAAAAAAAAAGCUCUGAAGGAGUCCACAAAAAAUGACAAACUCAUAAGCAGAUAUAAUGAAAUUGAAUCUGUGGCUUUAAAACACAAAGACAUGUUAAAUGAAAAAGAGACCGAAAUAAAGAAACUUCAUCAUCGACUGAAUAAGCAGAAAGUAACUUUAAAAGUUCAGAUGACAGAUCUUCACAUACAGAAGAAACAAGAAGAUUAUAUUGCACAAAUACUUGAAAAGAAGAAAAAAACAAAAUGUGGCUCACCAAACAACUUGCUAUGAGUAAAUGUUUAUAGACUGUUAGUUUUUGAUAAUGUUUGAUUCACAGGACUAAAGCUAUUUAUUGAUUGUAUUUUUUGCUCAGUCAUUUUGUAAAAUUUUUGUUAGGAGUUUUCUUUAAAUAAAUGUUUAUGUAUUUUUA